ACAGAAAGUCAACCAGGAAGCCGAGGCUGCUAACCUGACCCACCGCCCCGGUUUGACGGCUAAACGGCGGUAUUAACGUUAGGAACCACAUAGUAUAUCAGUACAGGAUUUUUUUUAUUUGGUGUUUAAGUUGAUACAAAGCGGCGACAUGGCUUCCCUUUUCAAGAAGAAGACUGUCGAUGACAUAAUCAAGGAACAGUCAAAGGAGCUGCGUGGCACCCAGAGACAGAUCACCAGGGACAGAGCGGCACUGGAGAAACAAGAGAAACAAAUGGAGGCAGAGAUCAAGAAAAUGGCUAAGAGUGGUAACCGGGAGGCGUGUAAGAUCCUCGCCAAGCAGUUGGUCCAGCUGCGGAAGCAGAAGAACCGCACGUACGCCGUCAGCUCCAAGGUCACCUCCAUGUCUACGCAGACGAAGGUCAUGAACUCCCAAAUGAAGAUGGCCGGCGCCAUGUCCUCCACAGCCAAGACGAUGCAAGCAGUGAACAAAAAGAUGGAUCCACAGAAGACCCUAAAGACCAUGCAAGACUUCCAGAAGGAGAACAUGAAGAUGGGCAUGACCGAGGAAAUGAUAAACGACACUUUGGAUGAGAUCUUUGAUGAGUCUGGAGAUGAAGAGGAAUCUCAGGACAUUGUCAACCAGGUUCUGGAUGAGAUCGGCAUUGAGAUCUCAGGAAAGAUGGUGAGAGCUCCAGCUGCAGGAAAGAGUGUCCCCGGCGCUGCUUCCUCUAAACAAGCCACCAUCUCUGACGACGAGAUCGAGAGACAGCUCCGAGCCCUGGGAGUGGACUAAUUGUCUUCCUUUGUAUUAAUGUUCUCAUUAUGAACCAGUGCAACAUUAAUACUGGGACUCUGUUAGACACUGGUUUGAUCAUGGUUGAAGUGCUUCAGGUGUAACAAUGGGUACACACACACACACACACACACACACACACACAUAUAUUUAUAUAAACAUUCAAAGGCAUGCAGACGGACAGAUUUAAUGUACAUCACAUAUAUAUUCAGACAUUCUGUGGCAGGUCGCCUUACAGAUCAUGAGGGC
Messenger RNA from Thunnus maccoyii (southern bluefin tuna), 1042 nucleotides. It is a transcript of the gene chmp2ba, whose product is annotated as charged multivesicular body protein 2Ba. The record is from RefSeq and is a predicted model, not a curated record. NCBI's taxonomy places the organism in Eukaryota, Metazoa, Chordata, Actinopteri, Scombriformes, Scombridae. The coding region runs from base 149 to 793 and encodes 214 amino acids. Gene Ontology annotation, biological process: protein transport; endosome transport via multivesicular body sorting pathway; late endosome to vacuole transport. The transcript has 6 exons. Gene Ontology annotation, cellular component: ESCRT III complex; multivesicular body.